GGCCCAGCGCGAGUCUUUCCGGGAGUUGUAGUUCUUGGGGCUUUGCCGGGGACGCCGGGAAGGACCAGUGGUCAGAGGCCAGGAGCGGCAGUUGGGCUUGGUUGAGGCUGCUGACACUAUGUCCCGCGUGUCGGUGCCCUGCCAUGUGAAAGGCACGGUGGCUUUGCAGGUGGGCGACGUGCGAACCUCCCAAGGCCGGCCUGGUGUGCUGGUCAUCGAUGUCACUUUCCCCAGCGUCGCGCCCUUCGAGUUACAGGAGAUCGUGUUUAAGAAUUACUACACAGCCUUUCUGAGCAUCCGUGUUCGGCAGCACAGCUCAACGCACACCCCGGGGAAGUGGGUGACUUGCCUGCGGGACUACUGCCUCAUGCCUGACCCGCACAGUGAGGAGGGAGCCCAGGAGUAUGUAUCGUUGUUCAAGCACCAGAUGCUGUGUGACAUGGCCAGAGUACUGGAGCUGCGCCUGAUUCUGCGACAGCCAUCACCACUGUGGGUGUCUUUCACAGUGGAGGAACUGCAGAUUUACCAGCAGGGACCAAAGAGUCCCUCCAUGACCUUCCCCAAGUGGCUCUCCCACCCAGUGCCUUGUGAGCAGCCUGCUCCCCUCAUUGAGGGUCUCCCAGACCCCAGCAGGGUAUCCUCCGAGGUGCAGCAGAUGUGGGCGCUGACAGAGAUGAUCCGGGCCAGUCACACCUCCACAAGGAUCGGCCGCUUUGAUGUGGAUGGCUGUUACGACCUGAACUUGCUCUCCUACACCUGAACUGUGGCUGUUAGCCAAGAUGUUGGCCUUCCGUGCCCACCCAGACCCGGUUUGGGCCACCAGAGGCUGGAGUGCUUUCCCUGUGCAUUCCGAGUGUUGCCUGCAUGUUCACUGGGUCUGGGCCACGUUCACAGAUUCAAGAUUCCUGGGGGCUCACUGUGUUGCUUCAGCAUGAGCUCUUGGCAGGGGUGUACUCUGUCCUCAUCCGACUGCAACCCGAAACUCCUUUUCCUACCCUAAAAACAUUUCAGUUCUACAUACUAAGAAUCCCCUUGUGCCCUCUGCUCCUUCUGCCAACAUGCACAUUCCAGACUCCUGCCUGCUCCUUCACCCUGAGUGCAGUGGGUUGGGGUGACCUACUAAACCUGCUCUAGCUGUUGCUGGAAGGCUGCUUGCUGUAGUCUUCGCACUCAGGUAGUUUGGAAGCUUGAGGGAAAAACAGGAGCCCGUUUCUUCCUUCUGCGCCCCCUAGUGGUCUUCUUUCCCUUUGUGUUACGCCCCUAAGAAGAAAUUUCCUGUCUUAACUACCUGCUGCCUGCCUAGGGAGCAAAGCUGGGGAUUUGGGCAGCCUGAACCCCUUGGUCCCUGAGCUUGCUCCUGGAUGCGUGUUCAAAUGGGUCUGCCCAUCCAGCCUGGGCAGGUGCCUCCGGCAAGGCCAGGGUGCGAGAAUGAGUUCCGGGACCUUUGUGCCCAACGCACGUUCUUGUCCAUUUUCCCAGCUGCCCCCUUCCAAGAGUCAUGCUCAGUGUGAUGAAAGAUCAGCCCUGGUAGGGUGAGGGUCCAGGUGAGCGCUCUCAGAGAGGCUGAGGUCUGCUACAACCCCAGGCCUGCUGCUAAGGCAGGCUGCUCUUACGAGAAAGUCUUCCUUUUCUGUUUUUUCCUGGCUUUGCCCCCCGGGGCUGUGAUGCAGCAGUACUGUAACUUGUGCUAGACCUGGAAAAUUGGACAUCUGUGGGGCUCAAAAGCUUUCUGGAGGAAGGUCAGCCCCCUUUUGGUGGCCACCCUGUGCUCUUACCAGAGUCCUUGCAGGUGUUGCCCGCAUGGUCAUUUACUUCGCCCCAUUCAGCUUCUGUUAAGAGGGUAAUGACCACAAUCCUGUACUCAGGGAGUAGCAGCCCUCAGAGAGAGUGUGAGAGAGAGAAUGUGUGUAAGAGAGUGGGGGGAGGUCCCUGGGGCGGUGGUGGGGACUGUGCUUCAUUCAUACCCAGCACAGGGCCUAGUGUGCAGCAAGAUCAAUAAAUACUUGUGGAAAGCAAGA
Messenger RNA from Leptonychotes weddellii (Weddell seal), 2018 nucleotides. It is a transcript of the gene NICN1, whose product is annotated as nicolin 1, tubulin polyglutamylase complex subunit. The record is from RefSeq and is a predicted model, not a curated record. Gene Ontology annotation, cellular component: nucleoplasm. NCBI's taxonomy places the organism in Eukaryota, Metazoa, Chordata, Mammalia, Carnivora, Phocidae.